CAGACGGCCCCUCCAGGCUCUGUCUGUCUGGAGUAUCAAUCUAUAUAUCUGUACAGCAGCACACUCUGGCGGUCUGUCCGUCUGUCCCUGUCUUCCGUCUGUCUCCGCGACCUGCCAGAGAGAACAUGGUAGCGAGAAGUGCCCUGCACCAUCAAUGGAUGUGUCAGUAAGAAAAAAUAUGUUGUUUCUCCUUGCAAGUGAGCCCAGUGUGAGAAUGUGUUGGGAACGGAAUAGCACAAACAUGGCUUCAGCAGAGAUCUACUGGCCUGUUCCAAUGAGGGCCAUCGGGGCCCAGAACCUGCUCACCAUGCCAGGAGGCGUGUGCCACUCUGGGUACCUCCACAAGAAGGGAGGGAGCCAGUUCAGCCUUAUGAAGUGGCCUCUUCGCUAUAUAAUCAUCCACAGGGGAUGUGUGUAUUAUUUCAAGAGCAGCACCAGUCCUGCACCGCAAGGAGCUUUCUCUCUCAAUGGCUACAACAGGGUGAUGAGGGCAGCAGAAGAGACCACCUCCAAUAACGUGUUUCCCUUCAAAAUCGUCUACUUCAGUAAGAAGCACCGAACCUAUUGCUUCUCAGCAGCCAACGAGGAAGAGAGAAGGAAAUGGAUGCGAAACCUGCGAAAAGAAAUUGAUCACUAUAAUGACAGAAUGGAGUCAUAUAUUCCAAAUGACUCUGAAAGUGAUGCGGACAGCUUCUAUGGAUCGAUCGAGAGCCCCAUGGACAUAACCUAUGCCCAUGAUGACCCAGGAGACAAUUAUAUGUUAGAGGAUGAAGAAGAUGAGGAUGAAGAUGACUAUGAAAAACCAGAUAGCCCACCAACUUAUACAGGAAGACUAACUGUUCCACCACCAUCAUACCAUCCUCCUCCACUCCCAUGCCAGUUUAGACAAGAAUCAAAAUCAGGAUUCUGCAAAGGUCUCCCCCAACCUGCCCCUGUCCCCAACAGGACCCUCUCCAGCCCCCUUCCAAAGAAAAUGUCCCCAGUCUUACCUCGACCCAAGCUGGGUGAGAUCGGCCACAACCAACAUGGACACAUGGACAUCCCAAACAAGGACAGCCCAGAGAGAAGUGUGAGGGGCCCUAAGACCCCUCUUCCCACUCCCAUUGCCAGCCUUCAGAAGCAGAUGAUGAUGGGGAAGACGUCCAUCUCCACCCUACCUGUGGGGGACCACAGAGACAAGAAGCCCCAUGUUCCAGUGACCCUCAAGUCUCCCGCCACCCUGCCCAUCUGCAUCAACCUGGAAAGGCAAAUGGGGCUGAAUCCUAGACCACCUGGUUACCAUGGCAACACACCCAGUCACAUCCCAAGUGUUCGAAACUUCUGCCACAGCACUAGGUCAACACCAGAUCUCCCUCCACAGGCCUCGCCAGCACUGAACCACACACCUGGACAGUACAAGACACCCCUCCUAGCGAAAUCUCCAUGUCCGGCAACCAUGCCUAAACAACCAAGAGGGUCAGCACAAAGAUCCUCUCCAGAUGGACAAAGCUUCCGAACCUCAGUGGACGAGGUGCCUGCCUCUUUAAGAAAGAACAGGGAUCCAUCCAAGGACAUCGACGAUGACUCUGAUGAAGACUAUGAGAAUGUUCAAUUACCAGAUUCUGUGUUUGUGGACUUAACAGAAACAAGCAGUGUUGAAAAGUUAUUUAUGGAAAGCUCCAGUUCACCGCAGGAUGGUCUCUACUGCUUCAGGAACUCAGGAUCAAAGACAUCCAAGGUGCUGGUGGUGUGGGAUGUGGAUCUGUGCAAGGCCAGAAACUACAGGCUCUUUGAGGAGGACUCCCGGGUGUUCCUGGAGUUUGAGAUGACAUUUUCCUCCCUGUCGGCCCUAGUGGAGCACUACUAUAGCCACCCUCUACCCAAUCACGACUCUCUGUGUCUGCAGCAGCCAUAUGGUUACAUCAUGCCCAGAUGACCCUGUCCUGACUCUGCCUGAGGCCAUUGCCUCAUCCACUCAAACGGACUCUCUCCUUUUGGGCAUCUAAUACGGUUCUGCAACUGUCAUGAACUACAGUCAAAACCUGCUGUGGUAGAAACAAAAUGACACUGCCCCCUGUAGGGCAAGUCAGAUUGGUGCAUAUCUGUAACCAAGCCUGAGUAUUUGUUGGAAUGAUUCUGAUGAGCGUCAUGGCAUGGGAUCUAGCCCUAAACAACGCUUGGGCAGAGGUGCAACGAGUGCACAUGGUUGCAGUUGUGAAGAAAAUAUGGUAUAUGUGAGGAGGACAAUGAGCUAUACAAUGAGCUAUACAGAACAAAGAUGUAUUAUGUGAGGACUACUGCAGGACUAGUACUCUAAAGGUCUGUCAUUACACUGGAUAGCACUGUUGUAGUGUUGUUCAGAAUACAAGCAAAUGUGAAGAUUUGUGGGUACACUGCACAUUAAUUUGGAAUAUUUAACACUGGUUUUGCAUUACGCAUUGAGGACCAAUUAUGUGUAAAUCACCUAUUUAUUCCAUGAAGUUUAUGAAAUGUAUCAUUAUUAUCUUCAGAAAAAAAGUUAUAUUUUAAAACGCUUAGAUAAUGAUGACAGUAUGCUAUCAAACUGUCCACACAUCCUAUUGCACUGUACAGAACUGUCCAUUUGUGAUAUGUAAAUUAAAUGCAUUGUAAAAAAAUA
Oncorhynchus kisutch (coho salmon) is the source of this 2617-nucleotide messenger RNA. RefSeq names its product SH3 domain-binding protein 2. Gene Ontology annotation, biological process: signal transduction. NCBI's taxonomy places the organism in Eukaryota, Metazoa, Chordata, Actinopteri, Salmoniformes, Salmonidae. The coding region runs from base 155 to 1915 and encodes 586 amino acids. The transcript is spliced from 13 exons. Gene Ontology annotation, molecular function: SH3 domain binding. The record is from RefSeq and is a predicted model, not a curated record.